UGUCAACACAAAAGUCUCCUCCGUCUCGCCCCUUCCUAUACGAAGGACGACGCUUCCGCUCGACCGCCAUAGCCAAAAAAAAUCACCAAAGUCUGUCAACAGAGUGAGAACGGUACAUAUUGUGCAUCUUUGUGGUUAUACAUUGAUCGGAUAGGGAUUCGUGAUGUCAAUCCGAGUCCCCUCGGCUUCUCAGGAUUCUAGAGGUUUCAUAUUAUGUAUCAUCUUCUUCGGGUCGUUCCCAGGAACAAUACUUACACAAGACGUUAAACUAGAUUCGAUUCUGAUUUUCAAGACGCAUGAGUGGUUCUCGACCAAGCCUAUAGUUUAUUUCCAAUGCAAAGGAGAGAACAAGACUUUGUUUCCCGAUGUGAAGACAACGAACGUGUCUUAUUCUUUCAGUGGCCAAGAAUCUUGGCAGCCACUAACAAAACUUAAGGGAACAAAAUGCAAGAUAUGUGGAAUCUAUGAGGAAGAUACCUUUAGAUAUGAUACAUUUAACGAAUGGGAGCUUUGUCCUUCUGAUUUCACACCUGAGGGUACAUACACACAUGCUAAGGAGAAAGAUUUCAAUGCUACUUUUCUCUGCCAUGGUUGCUCACAACUCGGAGCUGGUUUGAAUAAAGAUUCUGGCACUGACAAGGAAGAAGAAACGCGCGGAAUGCAUCAUGCAAUCGUUGUACUGAUUGUAGUACUUGUGUUAGGUGUAGUUGCGGUGGGUCUUGUGGUAGGUAGUACGUACUGGCAAAAGAAGAAGCGGCAACAAGAGCCGACCCAGUUUCUGUUUGAAGAUAGUGACGAAAUGGAGGACGAACUUGGCCUAGACGAUACCUUAUGAAGCCUAGACAUUGAACUCAAUGUCACCUCUUAUAUACAUACACAGCUCCUUGUCUCACAAACAUUUUUGUUUUGGUCUGAAAAUAAAGAGGAGAAAAUGGAAACCA
Molecule: messenger RNA, 941 nt
Organism: Brassica oleracea var. oleracea
Lineage: Eukaryota; Viridiplantae; Streptophyta; Magnoliopsida; Brassicales; Brassicaceae
Exons: 4
Coding region: 164-835 (223 amino acids)
Source: RefSeq, a predicted model, not a curated record